AUGUCGUGGACGCAGCAGGCUGGUUUCUGGAGUCGUCCCCUCGACUGCUACGAGCGAUACUUCCAGCUGGUGGGCGCCAGCCAAGGCCUAGACGGCCAUGACCAUUUCCUGCUGGUUGGCGCUGUCCAAAUCGAAGAUCCCGCGCCGAUUGACUUGGUCGCAGGGUUAAGAUCCGCUUGGAAAUGCCUCCGUCUACGGCACCCAGACAUCGCCACCACAUAUCACCCAGGCGAGAAGCGCUACUCCCCGAUCCGCACCGAGACCGAGCUCGACACCUGGUGCGAUCUGACCUUCCACGUGGAGGAGGCGGUGCAGUCGAGCGGCCAUCUCCUCCGGGAGCAACACCUCGCGGGCUCCCAUGCGACCUGCCACUGGAUCCCGGCCAGUAACGAGAUCUGCAUCGUCUCGGGCCCGUACCGACUGGAUGAGUACGCCAUCACCACCUUCCUGCACCAGCUUCUCUCCCACCUGCAUAACCCCUAUCCACUCCCCGCGAACCUGGACGGCUCCGAAGCACGCCAGCUGUUCCCUCCCCUGGAUAUCGUUGUCGGGAUGCCCACCACCCGCGACCCGAGCUGGUCGCGCCGCGCAGACAAACUCAUAGCCCUCCACCAGAGAGGCGGGCCAUCAAUUGGCCUCCCCAUCGAUGCCGACAAAGUAGCCGCGAAGCCAAUGUGCACGCGGCACGUCGAACUGCGCAUCCCCGCAAAACAAGCCACCGCGCUCCGCGAUGGCUGCCACGAAAGGGACAUCGCUCUGAGCGGCGCAAUGCACACCUCGGUCGUCGUCGAGACAGCCGCUCGCGCGCCCCAAUGUAGCCUCGCAACACGGUACAUCUCCCUCAUGGCGUUUGACCUGCGCCGACACUGGCUGCCUCCAUUCGGGGGACCCACACAGGCGCCUCUCCUCCGAAUGACCGGCAUCCCAAUCAACAUCGACGCCCGCGCGCCCUGGAGCGAGCUCGUGCAAAUCGUCGAGCCGAUGUGCCGGCAGACGUGGGAACGCGGCGCGAGCGACAUGCUCUUUGUGCGGGUGGCGUUUGCUGAGAAGGUCGCGGCGCUCGUGGAGACGGGGCAUCCUGCGCCGCCCGACCAGCCGCAGAACUCGUCGCCGUAUUUCUUUAACAUGGGUGCGCUCGAGGAGCGGAUUCAGAGGUCGUAUGGUGAGACUAUCCAUGUUCGCAACGUGCAGGUCUUCGGUCAGAUGCUGUCCAAACAGGUGUAUGUGAGGUCGUGGAGUUGGGGGGAUGCCAUGUACCUGAGCGCGUGCUACAACGAGGCCUAUUACGCGGAUGCGUAUGUGGACACGUUUUUGAUGGCGAUAAGGGAUAAUCUUGUUGAGAAUCUGUCGUCUCCGGAGCGGCGGGCCCCUCGGCGACACGCCAAGUGUAGGUCCCCAGUUGACGGAUCUUGGUGCAAUGUCAUGUAA
This is a messenger RNA of Aspergillus calidoustus, 1428 nucleotides long. Lineage: Eukaryota; Fungi; Ascomycota; Eurotiomycetes; Eurotiales; Aspergillaceae. The record is from the annotation of a GenBank genome assembly.